Molecule: messenger RNA, 8541 nt
Organism: Hydractinia symbiolongicarpus
Lineage: Eukaryota; Metazoa; Cnidaria; Hydrozoa; Anthoathecata; Hydractiniidae
Exons: 3
Coding region: 4907-6082 (391 amino acids)
Source: RefSeq, a predicted model, not a curated record
UGAAAAAAUUUAUUGCUAGUCCUGUUUCUAAUCGACUUUACUUGUGUAUUUUAAGCUUUUUUGUUGCUGUGCUUUUUCUGGAGAUUUUAGUUGGAUUGGAAAGCUCCUGUGUAAGGUACCCUUUCCUAAAGAAAAAUUGAAGUAAUUUGUACAAUUAUAACGCGCCGAGCUGUGUUUUAUUUUAUUGUUUCUAAGAAGAUGUAAGAAUACAAUAUUAUCAAUUUUAAUUGGUUUUAUCCAAAUCAAGAUUGUGUACAAUGGGAGUGAGUGAUGUAAUCUUCUAAUGCGUGUGGUGAAAAGAAGGCGAAUCCGUUAUUGUUUUUCUGCCCAAAUUUGAAGCUAUUUAAUAAAUCUUGAUAAAGUUAAAAAACUGUUUUGAUUUGUUUGUUUUUGUUUUAAUUGUUUCCCGUGAGUUUUCGAAAUUCGUUCCAGCAGAUUCUGUGGCUUCUACUGCCGGUAUUUUUACGUGAAAAAAAUACUGUUUUGUUGUGAGGUCAUUUACGAAAUCGUUACGUUAGGACCAACUUCUGCGGGUUGUACAACUCGAUGUAUCACAUAUCUUUCGGAAUACUGCUAAAAGUGUAAUUUUGUAUUGCGCUCUUUACUUUUACCAUUCUGUGGGAAAAGGCGGUACAAAAUUUUAACACGCGUUAUUCGUUUUUGUUAGUUUCGCGUAAUCUAAUUUUCUCGCACAUUUUGAAAAGAAUAUCCCACGCACAUCAAAUACUCGCGCAGUCUAUUCGCAAAAAAAACUGUUUUUGAGCAACGAAUUGUUCCGCAGAGCGUUCAUUUUCCUACCUCGUCCCCAGGGUUCUUCUAUAUGAUAUUCAAUUUUGAUGUAUUUCGGAAGAUGUUAGCGCCAAAGAAACAAGAAGCGCUAGGGACAAAGUAUUGGAUAGUUUAAUUUUGCUUGCAACUUGCGAAAUGCUUCGCAACCUUUUUUUUAAUUUCUAGUAAGCUCUACACAAUAGAGGCAACGUGGAAAGAAGGUUCUAAUUUUUUUUUGUGAAUGGGUUGCUGUCGUCAUCAAAACAUCUAAAACAACCUAUUUUCCAUUGUCCUUCUGACUAAGUGGAUUUCUCCACGGGCCUUAUCGACUAGUCUAUAUAAUAAUACGCUAGGUGUGUCUGUCUGUGUGUCUGUGACAAGCAAAGUGGAUGUCUUCAUUUUCCUUUGAUGUUGCCGAAAAAUGCAUGUCUAAUAUGUUAAAUUUUCUGACGUUACGACGCGACUAAAAUAACACUACUUUAACAUCAAUAUCCUAUAUUAAAUUAAUGAAGCCAUUACAGUGCACCUAAAACUUUGAGGCCAAAUAACCUGGAAACGAGGUGGUGACGUCAAUGAUUUUUCACCGCGUGGGUAACUAGGGACCAACUAGGACCAAUUUGGGUAAUUUUCCCAAACCUGGGUCCCCGAAUCCGUUUCGGAAUGGACGGGUUGAUGAUGUCAUCGAAAAACCUUCAAAUCCUAAUAUCUCUGCAACCGUUUGUCAAAAAUACGCGAUCCUAUACAUUUUCUUGAUAAGCGUUUCAAGACCUAUACAAUGAAGGCAGCAGGUAUACAAAUUUCUAAAAUAAAAAUUUGGGGGGGUUUGACUGGCCAUUGCUGACAUCAGCAAAAUGUUAAAACCCUUAUGUCUCAUUAACUGCUUAUCAAAAAGAUAUGAUCAUAUACAUUUUCUUGGUCAGUGUUUUAACAUCUGCAUAGUACAGGCAACGAAUAAACUAAAUUUCGCCAAAUAUUUUUGUAAUUGCACUGCUGACGUCAACAAAAAAUCUAAAACAACCUACUUUUCCAUUGUCCUUCUGCCUAAGUGGAUUUUUCCACGGGCCUUAUCGACUAGUCUAUAUAUUAAUACGCCUUGUGUGUGUGUGCGCACGGUGAGGCCACGUCACACAAAUCACAGGUCACUUUCUUACGACGUGGCGUUACGCUAAAAUUUACCAAGUUAAAGAAAACGCAAAUCAGAGGGUUACUAUAUAAAUAUUUAAUUCUCUUUUCUUAUUUUUUUUUAAAAUAAAACUCUUUUUCCUUACUCAUUAAAACUAAUUUUUAUUUUAAUUUCAAAUGGUUUUAUUUGUUUUUUUGUUGUAAAAGCCCCGCUGGUCGUUUAAGAUAGAAUAAUUAAAUUUUACCCCCGGUUUACCAUGUGCGCGCCGUAUCCACGGUCAUUUACGGCAGGAAAAAAAGUGUGCGCAUGCGCCAUUAUUUGUUAUCAAAUUUUCUGCCGCAAGCGAUUCAUAAUGGCCACCAUCGCACGUGCUUCUAAUUUCCCUUAAAAACAAAUGUUUUUUGAGCCUCUGCGGUAGAGAUCAUCCCCUAAAAGGAUUUUAUUUUAGUAGAGCAGGCCUUGGACUAUACAAAAACUCUAGAUUCGACUACCCGAACACUUUCACUUUUGUUGGGAGGAGACAGAAAGAAUAGCAAUGUUUUGAUUAUAAAAUUUUAUAAGUUGGUGGAAAAUGAAGAUAUUUGCUUUCCAACGCAAAGUCAUGCUUUAAGACAUGUUUUUCCUGAAAGCUGAUAGCCUGUUUUAUCAAAUAAAACCAGUGGUUUGUGGCUGCCACUUUUUUUCUGAAAGAAAUUGGUCCUCGGAAAUGACCUUUCACAAGACUUCAUAAAUCGGGCACCAGUCCCAAAUUGUUCUAUGAUACAAAACAUGUUGGCACGAUUUCAUUGAAGUAAUUUUGACCCAAUAAUUCACAAUUUCAAGCGUCAUUCAAACGUGAUUUGCAUGUGAAGAUUUGUUGACAGAAGCGGUUAAAAAAAUGAUGGAACAAUGAUGAAACAGAAGAUCUUGCUGAUUUGCUCGAUUACCACUUUUUGUUGGAUGCGUUUGAAAUAAGAAUAUAUUCGUGAAAUCCAGAUUAUGAAUUGAAAUAAAAAAUACUUGUAAUAGCCUAAUUUAGUAUAGUAUAGUAUAGUAGUAUAGUAAAGUAUUUUUAUGUAAUUCAGAUUGACUUUCGUGGUGAAAAAUCUCACAAUUAGGGAAUGGUCUAGGCUGAAAUGUCUGUGUAAAUGGUUAGCUUUUUCGUUUAACAAAUAUAUAGCUAUAUAACUGUACAAUUUUUUUCAUUUGCAAUCAUUUGCUAGUCUAACAACAACAACAAUAAUGAUAAAUAUUUAAAGUGUUUCUAGCCCAGAAAAUCACAAAAACCUAUUGUUAGUGGAUUAUUUCCAUUGGGGUCCACUGAGUCUGAGUGAAGCUAGCUUUCUCACAUUUACGUUUAGUUUUAGCAGGCUUCUAGAUAGAGAAAACUAAUCAAGACCAACCUUAGAGCUAGCUAAGGUUACAGAUCAGAUGAAUUAUUUUUUUUUCCUUUUAAAAUUUAAUUUUAGUAGUAUAAUAUCGUUUGUUCUUUGUUUAUUAGCGUCUAUUUUACAUUUCUAAUAGUUGUCAACCAUUUUUUUUUUUUGUGAAAACGAAAGUGAAAUGUAUGGUGUAGAAAAGCUCAAAAUUUUAGUAGUAAAAAAAGUGGCAGCUACUACCUAAUACGAUAGAACGCUCGAUAAGGGAUACAUGCAAACAGGAAAAGUAAUUUUUAGGCAAAACCUUGCGUCAGAAUGUUGUACAAGAGUGCUCCUGUACUGGUAAAUUGUGAACUAGCCAUCCGGGCUUUUGUGGACCUUGCCGUCUGUUUAGGCUGCCCCGGGUAGCAACCAAAGGCGAAAUAGUAGUCUAUGGUCAUCCUUCUUCAGUUUUAAAAGAAAAAAAUGUUAAAUUUUCUUUUAUUGGGCAACUAAAACAAGAUAAUAGAGAGUGAGGUCAAUAUCGAUGACGUCAUAAUCUUAUGCCGUAGGCGCUUUUUUAAAAAAAAUUUUUGGCGCAUGCGCACACUUUUUUUCCUUAAAAUCGCGGUUUUGAAUGACCGUGUAUCUCACGGAAACAAAAUUUAUUAACUGAAAAAUGAACACCGAAGCGAAGAAAGUUGUCUCUUUUUCAAAGUAAUCCUGAAAAAAGUUAUUUCAAACAAGGUUUACUCAUCACGAGGUUAGAUUAAAGCUUAUUUGUUUCUUCUAUCUUUUUUGUGUUCUGGGACCGAAGUUGCUUUCUUUUAAAAAAACUAUCGAAUUCGAAUGAUAAUUCGAAUCUAAGAAGUAAAGAACAAAACUGUUGUCAUUGUAGAGCGACUGUUGAUGUCGAGCGAGAAUAAAAAAAGUUUAUGUUGUUGCCAGAAAUAUUUGUUAUAAAGAAGAAAAACGUACGAUAAUAUAACGUCAAAAAGAGAACUGAUUGGAAAUGUAUCAGAGAAUUGUAGCUAGCUGUACAUUUUCAAUUUGUUUUCUUUGGGUUGAAGAGAAGUCUAGUAAUCGAAGUAAAAAACUAAUUGGACUUUUAUCCAGAGAACGUUAGCUACUACUGAGAAAGCGAAAGAAAAACCAGGUGUGUUGUUUAGAUUAUCUGGUAGGGAAAUAAAUUUAGGUGAAUAACAUUUUUAAGUUGUUUACACGCUUCCAGCUAAACUUUCCCUUAAAUAUGAAGUUAAAUAUGUUUUGUCUUCAGCCUGAACAUAUUCUUUUUUUUGUAAGAAUAUACUCAGGGUCAGUUAAAAAUAUCUUAAAAUAUGUCCAACCUCGAUUGUUCUAAAUAAAUAUAAAAGAAUUUGCCAAUAGCUAUAGCAACUUAUAACAAGCCUUAUUUUAUUAAGCCAUUAUAUAUUUUCAGGACAUAACAAAGAAUAUAAUUAAGAAUAACGAGGAUAGUGUUUGCGUAUAAAUGUAAAAAGUAAUUUUUCCGUUGUUACUGUUUUUAACGCUAUGAAGUGGUUGAUGUCGUUAUAGCAUAGUCAUAAGAAAAAGAGAUAGUGUGGGUACCCGGGCCGUUUAUUUACGUUUGUUUUGUUUUACGGCGCAAUGAUGAAAUUAUUGGGGUGGCCGGAGCAACCAGGGACGUAUUUUGAACAAGAUGGCUGAAGCGGACGCUUUUAUUUAUGGUGAUGACUUCGAUGCUAUUCUUGCAGCUAUCGAAGACAACCUUUUUGAGGAAGAUAAAGAAUUAUCUGUUCCUGUAACAGAUAUUGUUGAUGAGGUUGUUGCUGAUUCCAUAGAAGAGGGUUUUAAAUGUGAUCAGUGCGAAAAAAUAUGCAAGACAUCAAGAGGUUUAACCAGACAUAAAAAUAGCAAGCAUGGCCCUACUUCUGUGGCUGAACCUCAUCACCAAAAGCCUGAAAAUAAAUUACACCCUCUAUACUUGAAGAAAUACAUCGAAGAAUGUGCUUCCAAGCUAGCUCUAGAUGAGUGCUAUAGUGAAGAAACGAGAAAGGGGUUUUUGAUGUUUCAAAAGCCAACACUAGAUGAUGCUAGAUACACCUUUGAAUUUAUUAAAGAUGUUGUAGCCAGUUUUAAAAACAAUAGCGAAAAAUUUUAUGCCUCUUUUUACAAAUGUGUUUCCGAGAAUAUUGUUUUCAAAAACCUAUCAAAAAGAGCAUCAGUUAUCCUAGGAUUUGAGUUAGCGAACUAUGUACUUGCCCACCUAACAGGUUCAGUUGUUAAUGGUGAUAUUGCAAAUGUAUCUCCAGGUACAAAUUUUUCACCAAAGGAAAAGCAAAUUAUUAAAUAUCUUGCAGGAUAUGUUUUUGGAACACUUUACAGACGUAUACGUAGAUUGAAACAAAGUCGUAGUAUCUUGAAUCUGCAAAGCAUACAUCUACUUAUUGCUGGUAAAUCAACUGACCAGGAACACGAUGCCGAAAUCAAUACACUAGUUCGCAUUAAAGACCGAGGCGGCUUAUGGACAUCAGAAGUUUUUGAAAUUUUUUCCAUAGUUGAAUCCCAUUUCCGCCAAGAGUCUAGCACCACGCAUAGAAGUAUUGACAGUAAAAAAAUGGUAUCAUAUCUCAUGAAUAAUGCAAGAAUUUUAUGCAAUUACAACAAAUUAAAAAAUGCUUCAACUGAAGAAGUUAGUAAAGAGAUAGCUUUGAAUUUACUGGAACAUCUUAUCAUGUUGUAUAUUCGUGUUCGUGUAUAUUCACUUGUGAAGGAUAAAUGUCAACGGCACAAUGUUAAAUCAAAGGCUAAAAAAUCACGAUCGUUGCGAACUGAAGUAAAAAAAGCAUCAAGCACUUUGGAUCAUGGACAUUAGUCUUGAACAACAGACUAUAAACUUGUUAAAACAGCUAUUUUUAUAGCUAAAAACUUAUAAAAAACAUUAUUUUGGAAAGAACGAGAAGUACACGGAAAUAUUCAACCUUUAAAAGUAAGUAUUGUUGUAUGGAACUUACAGAAAAUGAUUUCAUACACAUUCAGUUUAUUGUGUGCUGCAAAAUACUACCUUCAGAAUAAUGCUGGAUAAAUAUUUGCCCAUUGGGACACAAAAAUUUAUGUGAAACUUAUAUUUGUGAAUACUGGCCCACAGAAUUUUCUAAUCAUACUCACCAUCAGAACCAUAAAAACAGAGUAAGGUGAAGCCAGUAAUAAUGUUUUUUAAGAUGUGUGGCUAUAAAAAUAACCGUUUUUUGUGUGCUGCUUCUUCUUUGAUUUGUUGAUGACUCGGCGCCUUAAUCAUUUUCUUCAUUAUUUCUUUUUUUUACGACAUGGCAUAGACUCAACAUCAAUUUUGGCAAAUGCUUCGUUGUCAAUACAAUUACCAGCUAUUGGUCUGAAUAUUUUUUGUGUACGAAUCGUGUUAUCGUUGUAUCCAAAAUCUCUAACAGUAGGAUUGUCUUUUCUAUGCCCCAUUGAUCGUAUGCCCCAUUCUUCCGAAAUAAUUUUCCAGUGGAUCUUGGCAAAAGCGCUCUGUAAGAACAUAUGGUACACCAUGUGACAAUAGAUAUUUAAUAAGCUCGAUCGAUGAAUAUGUUGUGAUUUUAAUACCUUCAUAUGUUUGCCAUGAGAUGAACAUGUUAGAUUUGGCAUUAUCAGUGAAAUUUCCAGGUCUUGUGGCAAUUGAGUCCUUCCAAUCAGAAAAAUAUUUUAGAAAUGUUUCAAGUAGCCAUGUAAAGCGCUCGUCAUCUUGUGAUUCGAAUGGUUUUAGAAACGAUUUUGCUUUAGUGAUGCCUUCUUUUGUAUUUCUGAUGUUCAAACAAUCAAAGAACUUGUCCAUCAUCAUACAAAACGUGGCAGUAGCUUCUGCUUCUGGUGGUCCAUAUGUUUGGAGUGCAUGAAAAACUGAUUUACUUAACACCUGUGCAGCUAGUCGGACAUUCAUCACAGAAAAGGGUGUGAGUUUAAUAUGGUUAUUUGUGAUUUUGGGAACAAGGUGGAGACCACAGUCCAAAUCAUCAAAAAAAAGCUUUGAUAUGUGAUUCCAUGUCAGAUAUUUACCAUUGUUCCACAUACUUCUUGUGCACCUUCCAGCCAUUGAAUUAGCUAAGCAGUUUCUGGCAGUUUUAAUCAGAUGUGGUGGGUCGGAUAUGAAGUAAAUAUAUCUCUUUUCAGUUGCCAUCACAUUAAGUGUACGAUAGGUUACAUCAACGUCUCCAUUAACAUCUUCCACUCUUGUCAUAUUAAAAUGCAUCCGAUACAUACUGCGGUUUGGAGAAGCGCCAUCACUUGUAACACCGACCACUUUAAUUCCACAAUUAUCCUCCAAUAUGCCAACAGCUUUCCAAAAUAAUGUAAAUAACUGAACAGACGUAGCAUUUGUGGUUGCAAAGUUGGCAAGGGAGAAUUUUAAGGGGUUAAUAAUACUUCGAAUUAAAAAGACCAGCAUGUGUGAUGCAAUGUCAUCAGAUUUUUGAAGGGAUGCCAAAUUAAGUUCCAUAUCACCUGAGUCCACAUAUCCAAUUAAGUCACCUGUGUGCUUAUCCCAAACUAAUUUCUCUUGUAUUUUUAUUUCAUCCAUUAACACAAUACCAUAUCGUUCUAUGUCUGAAAAAUUCUCCACUAUUUUUUUUAAUUCUAAGAUGACAUCUUUAUUAAAUCCUUGUUGUGGUCGUAUAUAGUUUUUGUAGUCCCUUAAUCGGCGACGACUGGGCAAAAUAACGAAACCAGCUUUUGUUUUCUCGUCAUAACGAAUUUCAUCAUAAAACGAAGGCGAUUUUGCAGCUAAACCCAAACAAUACCGGAUAAUAAUAGGAUGAUAUCUAACAGCUGUCUUUGAUGAAGAAAGAUAUUUUUGUUGUUCACUCCAAAAGAAUUGCAUAAAUUCAGGCAUCUUUUCGUAAUCUGCAUUUGACAUGAUAUUCAUCAUAUCUUUGCUCAAACUAUCAUCAACAGGUACUGCCUUUUGUACGAUUUCUUCCAUCAUCUUUAAUUUGUCAGCUUUUAACUGUUUGUUCUCAAUUCUAUAACUUUGAAGUUUCAAUUUUAUACGAUCAGGAGAUGUUAAGGAAACAUGAGCUUUAUCAUGAGCCGGUGUGGAUAAAUUGUCUUGUUUUCUUUGAAGACUAAGUUUUUCCCUAGAUUCAGCUUUCAAACACGGUUCACAUUUGUCUUCAGUGUUAAUUAAUAAUUGGCAGGAAGGUAGUCGAUGCCAUUUCGUUUGAGAAAGAGGAUUUGGUAAUAUGUCUAUUGUUGGGUUAAAUUUUUUAGGUGCAGUAUGUUCAAUGCAACUACCAGAAAAUGAUCUUGGCAAACCAGGACAAACAAAGAAACCCGAAA